ACAUGCUUUCCGUUCAUUUCUGGCAGACUCGGGGUCCACCUACAGAUGCUGCUUCUUCAUCGGCUAAUGGCAUUCAGACCCUCACCCACCGACGCUGUCAGACAAGCAACUGGACAGGACAGCUCAGCAGCAGGACGCUGGCCACAAUCGCGGCCAGAGCCUCAGCCCCCUGGCUACAGACCACCUCUGCUGCCUCUCUUGGGAGCCCUCCCACCUCCCUCUGGAUUGCCGAGGCCCCACCACAGGGGCUGAAGAACUGGGUGGCGGUGGCAGCUGUGGCAGUGGUACCUACAGCCUUCCGGCCAGCCCAGGCACGUGGGAACCUGUUUCAGGCCACUCUGCGGCCCCUCCGGGAUCAGAGGGGGACUCAGGACAGCCUCAGCGCUCACCACUGCCUCUUCUUGUAUCUAAAACCUGGGCAAGGACUCAGAAUGGAAGGCGGUACUUCUGACAUGAACUCACAGACCAGCCUGACGCCUGCAGAGGACCCGGCAAGCCGACCACAGGACAACCCGGAGCCCAGGCAGCAGCUGCGGCCACUACCUGAGCCUUCAGCCUCUACCCAGCCUGAAGCCAAGUAUGUGGAGAUGUGUGCUUCAGCUCGAGUCGGAAGAGAGAGCCCCCAGACCAUGAAACUGCUACUGGAACACUGCCCUGAGGAGCAGGCCUCCAGGAGCCCAAAAACAAAAGCCCCGGAUGAACCCAGCAGCGGUGCCCCUGAGGCUCCAACCCCGGGGGAAAGCCCUUCUUCCGCCCAAUGUCUCAGCUCCCAGGCUUGUGAGAACGACUUCUUAUCUUCCUCCUCCUCCUCUAUGGACAGUGCAGAAGACAAUGGCCUUUCCAAAAUGGAUGGUCCCACCAAGUUACUGGGGGCCCUGGCCACCUCCUCCUCUUCCUUAGGCUUUGAGAGUGAGCCGGAAAGGGGCUGCCAGCCAUACAGGGGAGAAGAAGCCGGAGACAGGGCAGGAGCAGGAGAGGGUAGAAGAGAAGGGGUCGAUGAUGGGACAAGGUGCAAAGACAUUAUCGCCAAGUCCCAUGGCAAGAGGGGCCCCGUGAAAAACGAGGAAGCACACUACAUCACCACCCACGAGAUCCAGCUGAGCGAGGUAGAGCAGGGUAUGGAUUUCGACGUGGGACUGGCUUCUCGCUGGGACUUCGAGGACAACAACGUGAUCUAUUCGUUCGUGGACUAUGCUUCCUUUGGUGGCAGUGAUGAGACCCCAGGAGACAUCACCACUGAAGAAGACGAUGACAACAGCUGUUACGUCAGCACCACGCCAAGCACCAACACCACACGGACUCCCAGCCCCAUCAGCAGCGACCUGGCUCGCCCCAGCACGAGCAGCAGCGGCCGUGACACCAGCAGCACAGAAGUGGGCAGCGGCCCCUCUGACAGUGACACUAUUCCUCCACCCACUGGACCUGGCACUGCCGCUCCACCUGAGCCUUUGCUGGAGCCCCGGGAGGCAGCCUCGGGGGCAUCGGCCACUUCUGCAAGCAGCUGUGGGGGUGCAGCAAGCCAGAUCCUCCUAUCAAUCAAGCCAACUUCCCGGGCUAUAAAUGAACCUAGCAACGUGCGUGCAAAGCAAAACAUUAUUUAUGCUGCCAAGCAUGAAGGCGACAUGAGCCUCCGAGUCUCUACAGCUGCUGAACACAACUCAAGUUCGCUGAAGCAAAUUUCGGCUGCAGCCGUGGCUCAAGACCAUGCAAAGAAAUUCAUUGCUGUCCCUGCUCGCCUGCAAACCAGGUGCGGGGCCAUCCGGGCCAAGGAGCUGGUGGACUACUCCAGCGGAGCCUCCAGUGCAGUGAGUGAGCUAGACGAUGCGGACAAAGAGGUGAGGAACCUAACCUCCAGGGCCUUCCGGAGUCUUGCCUACCCCUAUUUUGAGGCUCUGAACAUCAGCUCCCGAGAAUCCUCUACCACACUCUCCGAGGUGGGCUUUGGACGAUGGUCAACCUUCCUAGACUUAAAAUGUGGAGGUGUUGGCGCCAGAGUGGAGCAGAGCCUGCUGAGGAGCAGUGCAGCCUCUGUGGCUGCAGGUCUGAGGAAGGGCGGUGGCGCCCGAGCCCCUGCAGAUCAGCUCUACCUUCAGGCCAAGAAGUCCCAGACCAAGGCCUUGGAGUUUGUGGUCAGCAAAGUCGAGGGAGAAAUCAAACAUGUGGAGACGCCCUUGUGCUUCCAGAAACAGGUCCAAACUGGCUCUCGGGUGGUCACGCUUCUGGAGCCCCUGAAUCUCCGCAGUGAGAGCAAAGCCAGCUCCGCCACUGGGCCCUGCAGAGUCACCAAAGGUUCUAACAAGGGUCCCGGGUCUGUGUACACGGACGAUGGAUCGGAGACAUCCGACAGUAGCAAGCCUGCCGCUCGCAGUGACGGCCCCCAGAAGAAGUCCAAAUUCGCUUCCAGUCUGCUCAAAAACGUUAUUUCCAAGAAGAUGCAGCGAGAACACGAGUUCAAAAUGGAGAGAGGAGAGGUCACUGAUACAUCUCACCAUAACCCCCCCAGCGCUAAGGAGACGGAAGGACCUCCUGGGGCUGAGAAGCCGUGGGAGCGGGGUCUGCAGAGGCAGAGUUCACGGCACUCCGAGGCUAGUUCUGAGUACACCGUGGUCAGUGUGUCUGAUGCCGGUGGAGAAGGCUCUGUGGUAGGUUCUAAGUCCCCCGUUUUCAAAGCCAGUACUCCUCGAGAGAGUAACACGGGCUCCGGCCGAAAUCUCUCCGACGGACACACAGAAGUGUGUGAAAUUAAAAAGAGUGCUUCAGAGACCGUCAAGGGCAUCUUCCUUCGGAGUCAGAACAGUGCCUUCCGGACAUGGAAGGAGAAGGAGGCGGAGAAGCUGGAGGAGAAAGUUCCCAUCGGGAAGCUGAAGCUCCCCAAAGGUGGGGACUGGAGGGCUGACCUCGGGGAGAUCUCGGCCAGCAAGUCCACCAUCAUGUCUCGACUCUUUGUUCCCAACAUCCAGCAGACACCCAAGGACAAACAGCCAGAGAAGCAGGCCACCAAAUACCCUGCUGCUGCCCAGACUACCUCCAUGGCAGUGAUCAGACCCAAGGCUCCUGAAAUCAAGAUCCGGCUGGGAAGUGUACAACAGCCAAGCUCAGACUUCAACAUUGCCAAGUUGCUCACGCCCAAGCUGGCUAGCGGCAGCAGUGGCAGCUCAAACCUCUUCAAGACCGUUGAGGAUAACAGCAGGACCCAGCAGAAACUCUUCCGAGGUGGGGACAGUCUGGAAAAGGUACCCCACUUCCAGGUGAGAGAUGUUAGAGACAAGUCCAAGGCCCCGGGACCUCUCCACCAGGUGAGGGAUGUGAGGAAGCUAAUCAAAGGGUCGGGAGAUAGCAGCGACAAGGGCAGCGUCACACCAGAGCAGGGCUUGACAGGGCCUAAGCCUAGGCAGCUGACUCCUGCCUCUGGAGGAUCCAGGUCCUUGUCCCCUAUGGUGACUAUGGUUGUGAAUCCAAAAGAAGACGGUGUGGAUCGAGAGCCCAGGGAAGGUGCGUGCAAAGCGGGGAACAGCAGUAGACUCUUGAACUCCUCCCCAGAAGGGACUGUCUUGGUUCACAGGGCAUCUGGCAGGCUGCCUGUGGCCACCAUUGCCCCCAAUAAAUCCGAGCAGGGUUCUUACCUACCUGUGCUCAAGAUCGUCUCCAAAGCUUCUGCUCAGAGGACCCCGGAGAAGCCCAAAGAGGAGGAGGUCAAGGAGGAGGGGAAAGCCCCAAAGCCAGCCCGGAAUGCCUUAGAGAAGCUGACAGCUGCUGUGAGGUCCAUGGAGGAGCUGUACAGCUUCAACAGGAAUGAAUGGAAGCGCAAAAGUGACCCCUUGCCCAUGAUGGCUGACAGCCAUGUCCUGUCACUCAUAGCCAGUGAGGAGAAGGAAGGGGUAGUUGGACCCGAAGGAGACCCUGACAAGCUGGCCAAGCAGUUGGGACAGGUGGAAGAACGGAACACGGGACACAAAGGCGGUGUGGUCCUUCGAGCGGCCCCCAUAGAACGUCUGCAGAGGAGAAACUCAAACCCCAGCACCGAGAGCGUGUCUGCCCGUGCAGCUGCCUUUGAGAACAUGGCCAGAGAAAGGCCCCGGUCUCUCUAUAUUCCUCCAGUCCACAAAGACGCAGAAAGAGCGCAACCUUUGCAGCCCCUCCCCCCACUCCCCAGCAAUCGGAAUGUGUUCACCGUGAGCGCCAGCAGCAGUGCUCAAAAAACUGGGGGCAUCGCUGGCAAGUUCCCACAAGGGCCCUCUCCCGAGGGCCUUUCGACAGCCAAGGGCAUCAAAUCACAGGGACUCAGAUCCCUCAAGAUCUCCCCGGCCACCCGAGCCCCUCCUGAUGAUGCCGCCAACAGGAAAACUGCUGUCAGUUUGGAGAAGAGCAACAGCGACUGUGAGAAUUAUCUGACUAUCCCCCUUAAGGGAACUGCUGCUUCAGGGGAGUUGCUCGGCAGGCCUGGGGCUUCCAGAGAUGGGGCCCCCAGCUCCUCAGAUGCUACUCUCUGUAGUUUACCUCCACUGAGUGCCCGCAGCCAGGUCCCCAACAACCCCAAAGGAUCUCUAGUCAGCGGAACCAGCAGACCAGCUUGGCGUACCAAACCAGACAACCACCGAGAAACAGUUGCUGCCCCCACAGGACCGCAGAGCCCCGAGCAUACUCCUACCACUAUCUACCACCAACAGGCGUUGCCCUUUACCCUCCAGGGCACCCAGCCUCAGGUCCUCUGCUUCUCCCCACCCGGUAUGCCAGCCCCAGCCCCUGCAGGCCCAGCUGCUGUCCCCACAGACCCCUUUCAGCAGACACAGCCUCAGCAGACACAGCGCAAGAUGCUCCUGGAUGUGACCACCGGCCAGUAUUAUCUGGUGGACACUCCAGUUCAACCCAUGACCCGGAGAUUGUUUGACCCCGAGACAGGACAAUAUGUGGAUGUGCCCAUGACUUCUCAACAACAGCCCGUGGCACCCAUGUCCCUCCCUGUACCUCCUCUGGCCCUGAGUCCUGGGGCCUACGGGCCCACCUACAUGAUCUAUCCUGGAUUCCUGCCUACAGUGCUGCCCCCCAAUGCCCUGCAGCCCACGCCCAUUGCUCACACUCCAGGAGGCAGUGAGCUCUCUGUGGCAGCAGAGACCCCCAGCAAAGAGACAGCGACAGCGUUCACUGAAGCCCCUUACUUCAUGGCCUCUGGUCAGUCCCCUGCCUCCUCUUCCUCCUCAGCCCCGGCAGCUACAUCCCAGCUUGUGGGCGCCAAGGGCUUCGCCCAGUUGCACGGCAAGCCUGUCAUCAGCAUCACCUCACAGCCCUUGGGGCCACGGAUCAUUGCUCCCCCGUCCUUUGAUGGCACCACCAUGAGCUUCGUGGUGGAACACAGAUGACAAGAGGCUCAGGAAAGAAGAACGGAAGGAACAGCCCCUGGAGCAAGACAGAAAUGAGAACUGUUCUUUAAUCCGAAAGUUUCAUUGUAACACUGAAUUCAUCGGGAAAACCCUUCCAGUUGUGUUACAAACUUUUAUUUCUUAUGAACCACGUGUGUAAGUUUGUAUAUUUUCCUGAACAACUCCCUAAGGUAGCUUUUGUUAUUUCAGUUUUACUAAGAUGAAUGGUUAUGUUUCUCCCCAUGAAGUAUUUCUUUUUAUACUUUAAUACCGGACAUAAGCUUUCUGGCCACCGCCUUCCCUCCUACACUUGUGACCAGGCACACAAUACACUGAGUAUUUGAAUGGUUCUUUCAAAACAGGCAGUGGGAUCUGAUUGGUUCUGUUGUAAACCAAACCAGCAAAUCAAGAAUUAGGAUCAGAAAUCACCCUGGAGUUUCUUGAGCUAUGUCGAGUCUAGCUGACAUAACCUUCUGCUUCCAGUAAUGAGUAGCUACCUCGUCGUUCUGAUUGCUGUGUUGUCUGGGUUCUUGGCCAGGUUUGGCAUGAUGUCCCAUGUAAUCCUGACAAAUGGUGGUUUGGACAUUUGUGCUUUAAUUUUCCCCCAUUUGUGCAGUGCCGUGACACUGUUUUUGCCAUAAAGCAGAAUGGAAGAUAUGGGAGAACUAGUGAUUACAUUGAAUAUUAAGUUCUUCGCUUCAGAAAGCAUAAACCCCCCAUUCUCCUUUAAGAAUCCAACCUUAGGUGUAAGUGUGCGAUGCACAUACCCCUAAUGAUUCCCUUCAUGGUUGUGUCCUGCCUCUCGCUCUUUGCAGCCUGAAGAGAAGCCUGUUUGGGGAAGGAGAUGGAAUUGACUCUGAACUUUGUUUCAGUGUUCCCAAUUCACUCCAGCCCCAACCAUCCCACAGGAGAAGCUUGUAAUUACAGUGCCUGCUUCUUGCUUCUGGUUUUAACAGAUGUUAAGAUUCCAAAUCACCCCAUGCAUUACUCACCAGUUGUAACCCAAUUCUGACUGAAUGGAUACAUUCAGCCUUUCCUAAUUGGUAUCUCAAUUAAGUGAUACACUGAAGAAUUUCUUAAUUACUUUCUAACCAAAUACCCCUUUAAAACCCAAGUAUUAAUUCUCAAGAUUUCUGUAAGGA
Messenger RNA from Rattus rattus (black rat), 6499 nucleotides. RefSeq names its product chromosome 3 C4orf54 homolog (gene C3H4orf54). The coding region runs from base 3 to 5357 and encodes 1784 amino acids. Lineage: Eukaryota; Metazoa; Chordata; Mammalia; Rodentia; Muridae. The record is from RefSeq and is a predicted model, not a curated record. The transcript is spliced from 2 exons.